Planococcus citri (citrus mealybug) is the source of this 1566-nucleotide messenger RNA. RefSeq names its product nanos (gene nanos). Gene Ontology annotation, molecular function: zinc ion binding; mRNA binding. The coding region runs from base 310 to 1071 and encodes 253 amino acids. NCBI's taxonomy places the organism in Eukaryota, Metazoa, Arthropoda, Insecta, Hemiptera, Pseudococcidae. Gene Ontology annotation, cellular component: perinuclear region of cytoplasm. The transcript has 2 exons. The record is from RefSeq and is a predicted model, not a curated record. Gene Ontology annotation, biological process: oogenesis; negative regulation of translation.
AAAGGUGAAAAAAUUGCUUCUGUCGAGCUUGUGUUUGGACCGGGGAAAUUCCCGUUUUCGAAUACAAUAGGUCUGCAAAAGAUAAGGAACAUGGACCGUAAUCGGUGUUUCGAACGAAUUUUCAAGUCCGUGCGAGCUCUCAACUUUUUACACAGCUACAGUCGCUAGUUCAGUAUCUACUUUUACGAUAGCAGGCAUUAGUGAUUUCACCUCUGCUCGUGUCGUCAUCUUUAGCGAACGUUCGAUUUUCAGUAUUUGCAAGACAAGCUCUGUUUUGGUGCGGUUUUUUUCCACUAUUCGUUCGCUGCAAUGUUUUCGUUAUCGUUACCAAAUUUUGAAAACGAGCCUUCGAUGGACGAAAUCCGAGAAGAUUUUCGAAGAAACGGAAUCGAUAGCGACCUGACGGAUUCGUCGACGGCAGCGCCGCCGCCGCCAGAAGCGCCGAAACAGAAUGUCGCUGCUGAUCUGAACUGGAAUAAUUUCGCAUCGAAUACGAAUUCAUUCGCAGAAUCGAACAAUUUGAAUACGGCCAACACGACCAACGGAACGAAUAUCUUUUCUCCGGAGAUGACGUCGAGUAAUUUAUUUCCAGUGCAGCUCGAGUUGUAUGUGCGAAAUCUACUGCAAGCCGGCUAUAAAAAUAAUCUAAUAAACAGCCUGUUGUACCAGCAACAAUUAGAAUUGCAAAACAACAACUUUCUGGGUUUGCUAUCCGAUACGAAUAGUUGCGCGGUUAAAAUGAGUGACAACGCGAAUACUUCAUUCGUCGAAUUUAGAGCUCGAGAAUGCGGCUUUUGCAAGAGUAACAAAGAAACCAAGGAAUUUUACACUUCGCAUUAUUUGAAAAACUCGGACGGACACGUGGUUUGUCCGAUUCUGUCGAAAUACGUCUGCCCGUACUGCCAAGCGACCGGUAUUUACGCUCACACCAAAGGAUAUUGCCCUAAGAAACCCGCCACCGAAACUGGUUACAAUCAAUUCCGUAACGUGGAUAAAUUUUUCAAAUUUCGAAACACGUGCGCCGAGAAAACUUCGCCUCGCGAUACUAUUUUUAAACAUCGCGUAUUUUAACCUAGUUAAAAAAAAAAAAAAAGAAAGAAGAAAACGCGCGUCUCGGUCUAGCCCAGUAGUACAAAUCAUUUGUACCUACCCAGUACCCAGUACCCACCUUUACUUUAUGAUAUUUCAUAUUGGUAUUUUUAUUCAUAACGAACGAAUUUUUCAAUUUUAAUGUCGUUUUGAAUGUUGUUUUAAUUCUCAAAUUAUUAUUAUAAAUUGUUUUAGAAAAAUGAUACUGAAAUAAUUAUGAAUUUUUUUUUUAAAGCUCCGGUUGAUACCGAUUUGUGUAGUUUACGUUUACAAUAUUGUGGUGAUUAGGUAAAGUGUUCAAGUAGGAGGUAAUCGGUAGAUAUGCGAUGAAUAUUGUUCGAAAUAUAUUUACGUAUAGGUAUAUUAUAAACGUUGUAAUUUUAGAAGAUGUAAUUUUUUUUCGUUGCUUAUUUCUUUCUUCAAUUUUGUUUCGUCGAGUACGUAUUUUAAACUAUCUUUUAUUUAUUUUAAAGUGGU